This is a messenger RNA of Tinamus guttatus (white-throated tinamou), 1800 nucleotides long. NCBI's taxonomy places the organism in Eukaryota, Metazoa, Chordata, Aves, Tinamiformes, Tinamidae. The record is from RefSeq and is a predicted model, not a curated record.
CUCUUUCGUUUUAGAAUGGCCAGAGUUUCUUGGUGUUGGAUGAACAAAGAUUUGCAAAGGAGAUUCUUCCCAAGUACUUCAAGCACAACAACAUGGCAAGCUUUGUCAGGCAGUUGAACAUGUAUGGCUUCCGGAAAGUUGUCCAUGUUGAUUCUGGGAUUGUUAAGCAGGAGCGUGAUGGUCCCGUAGAGUUUCAGCACCCCUAUUUUAUGCAGGGCCGGGAGGACUUGCUGGAACACAUUAAAAGGAAGGUUUCUUCUUCGAGACCUGAGGAGAACAAGAUUCGUCAGGAAGAUCUCUCCAAAAUCAUAAGCAGUGCUCAGAAAGUUCAAAUUAAACAAGAGUCCAUUGAGUCUCGAUUGUCUGCUUUAAAGAGGGAGAAUGAAUCUCUUUGGAGGGAAGUGGCAGAGCUGAGAGCAAAACACUUGCAACAGCAGCAAGUUAUCCGGAAGAUUGUGCAAUUUAUUGUUACCUUGGUGCAGAAUAACCAACUAGUGAGCCUAAAGCGUAAGAGGCCCCUUCUUCUGAACACUAACGGGCCUACAAAGUCAAAUGUAUUUCAACAAAUUGUCAAAGAAACAGCUGACAGUAACCAUCAUGUACCUAUCAACAGACCUGAGAGCUUAAAACAAAGGGAGCAGAUAUCAGAUGAUAUCAUUAUUUAUGAUGUCACCGAGGACAUGGGUGACGAAGAAAAUCCUAUGGUUGAUGAAGAAAAUCCUCCCGUUACGCCAGAAACCAAUGAAGAUACCACUUCAGAUUCUUCCAACUGCAGCCAUUCUCCCGAUAUUGUGAUUGUGGAAGAUGAUACCGAGGAGGAAUAUGCCCCAGUGAUUCAGGGGGACAAAGGCACAGAACCAGUCGCUCUCCCAGCUAAUGAUCCCCUCAGCCCCGUGGGGGACAGUACAAGUCCUCUCAUGUCAAGUGCUGUGCAGCUGAAUAACCCAUCGGCUUUGACUGCUGAAGAUCCCGUCUCCAUGAUGGAUUCCAUCCUCAACGAGAAUGGCGUCAUUUCACAGAACAUAAAUCUCCUUGGGAAAGUUGAACUCCUGGAUUAUCUUGACAGCAUUGACUGCAGUUUAGAGGACUUCCAAGCCAUGUUAUCAGGACGGCAGUUCAGCAUAGAUCCAGAUCUUCUGGUGGAUCUUUUUACAAGCUCCGUGCAGAUGAAUCCCACCGAUCAUAUCGCUAAUCCUAAAAUGGAGCCAAAGGGAAUUGAAACUGCUAAGAAUAAUGCUGGGCCAGCUGCUUCACAAGAAUCACAGGUUUCUAAGCCCAAAUCAGAUAAACAGCUCAUCCAGUACACAGCAUUCCCACUCCUCGCAUUCCUCGAUGGGAACCCAGGCUCCACCGCCGAGAGCAGCAGCUCCACGGCAGAAACUGCUCCCUGCGUGGACAAAGCCCUGGAGGUGGAUGAGCUCCUGGAGAGCAGCCUGGACCCGGAGCCGACGCAGAGCAAACUGGUGCGGCUGGAGCCGCUCACGGAGGCGGAGGCCAGCGAAGCCACCCUCUUCUAUCUAUGUGAACUGGCCCCGGCCCCCAUGGACACAGACAUGCCCUUCUUGGAUAACUAGUGUGGGGGGGGCUCUGUAUAUAGUCACCGAGAUGAACUAUUUAUUUAGAAUAUUGUUUGGUAUAUGAGGUUUUUUGUAAAUCACUCUGUUUUAUGUAACCAGAUGAUGUGGAAUCUAAAAUACCUUUCCUAUCUUCCUUCCUAUAAGCAGUUGUUUAACGGUAUAGUUAGACAAGCUCUUAGACAUGGUUGGCAAUACCAAGUCAGACUGUUACCAGACGUAGCUG